CUUUUUCCACUCGCGUCAGUGUCCGAGUGCGAGUUUGUUAGAUACGUACUGUCAUAUUGCGUGCCCAUUUCUUCUCUUGCCAAAAAUCCUGACAUUGCGUGCGAAAAUCGUCCCUGCGAUGUGAAUUAUGUGUGAGCAAUUGAGAUUAAUAUGGAGACUAUAUCCUGAUCAUACGGAUCGCGUGUUGCGCUUUAGCUUCGUCGAUUUUUCAUAUUUGUUAAAGAGUACAUAGCUACGAUCUUAUUUUGAAUUCACGAGCCUCGUGUACAUAUGCAAAUGGAAGAUACGAUGUAACUGUUCCGUGAAGUUGUUACACCGUUACAAUUGUGUCUUGUGCUCGUAUAACGAGCUUUGAAGUCACGCGAGUAUAGAUUUGGUAAUUAAAUUAUUGCAUAAUGUAUUAUGACGCGCAGAAGAAAUGUGUUAUUCCGCUCAAAGGAUCAGAACGGUAAAAGUAAUCAAAUCCGUAUAUCUUUCACGUGACAGACGCAUUGAUCACAGGGAAACGUAACUUCUCGAGGGCUACAAUAUGUUAAGAAAUUGUAGUAAAUUUAAUAAUACAUGGAGAGAAUAUUAUAGUUUUUUUUCAUAUAAACUUUUUUCAAUAUAUUUUAUCAUGUCUUUAGUAGAUUAAGAGUAGAUUAUCAAUAAAGUCUAUUUUGCUAAGGAACAUAGUAAAUGAAACAUAGCAAGUAUUUUAAGGCUUCUGUUCCUUAACUCUUAAUUAAUGACGUCAGAAACGAGAAAACUCAUGUCCAAAAUUUUUAUGAAAUAAAAGAAAAUGCUGAGAUAAAAGAGUAUGCCCAUAUAAAGUGACCUUUGGGACCAAUUGAACAUAUUUUUAAGAUAUUCGUAAACUUUUCUUUUGUUCUAACAAUCAAUAAAUGAUCGUAAAAUUAAUGUGUGUGACAUCUCUUCUUAACCUAUCCGUCCUCAUAAUUUUUUCACGUUAAUUUUAUGGUUAUUCAUUGUUUGCCAAAAUAAAAGUUUCUGAAAUAUUUGAAUAAAUGUGUUCAAUCGAUCACAAGUGUUUUUACUAACAUAACCUUUUAUUUCGACAUGUUCCGCAAGAAUUUUUAACAUAAGUUUUCUCGCUUUUGACAUCGUUAAGAGUAUGUUUUAAUUUCUAAAAUAUAAGUAGCAUAUACGAAAUGAAGAAUAGAGUGAGUUAUUGCAGAUCGUUCGAUACAUGAUUCUUGUGGUGAAAAGCCAUUAUACAUUAUUUUCUAUAACACAGUUUGUUUUCACACAGUCAUGAAAUGUAAAAAUAAAAAAGAAAUAAACUAAUGUACAGAGUCGAUGAGUCGGAAACCGGUAGCUUCGCAACAGUACAGAAAAAACAAAAAAUGCCAGGCACUUUGACGUAUCCCAUCUAUGCUGGCGUAGAUCCACCUCUUCCUAGAAGACGCGCUUACACCUGGAAUACACAGCAUUGCUCCGCCUCACGUGUAGCAGAGGUUAAUGCACAAAUUGGUCGACAGUCCUUGCCGGAGCCUGCGAGAGACGAGGCAACGAGCAAGUUGAGACUGAAAGUCAUCGCUGGGCACCAACUGGCUAAGAAAGAUAUUUUUGGUGCAAGUGAUCCCUAUGUCAGGGUUGACUUGAAUACAAUAAAUGGAGAUCAAACGGUGGAUUCUGCACUUACAAGAACUAAGAAGAAGACAUUAAAUCCAGUCUGGGAGGAAGAAUUUGUAUUUAGGGUGAAACCGGUGGAACAUAAGUUGGUCUUACAAGUAUUUGAUGAAAAUAGAUUGACAAGGGAUGAUUUUCUUGGUAUGGUGGAAUUAACAUUGAUUAAUUUACCAAAAGAACAAGAAGGUCGUGUUAUUCCUGCUAGGUGUUAUGUACUUCGUCCACGUAGUAAUCAUUCCAGUCAGCGGUCGCGAGUUAAGGGAACGUUGGAAGUAUAUCAUGCAUAUAUUUCCGACUCAUCCACUAUUGAAAAUGAAGACAGAGAAUUAGUAUCUGAUUCGGAUGGAUGGGAAUUGGUACAGGCGGCAAAUAACAGUCCGGAGGAGCAAGCUGCAGAUAUUAUGAUGGUCAACGGGCCACUGCCACCAGGAUGGGAAGAAAGGCAAGACGCAAAUGGUCGUACAUAUUAUGUAAAUCAUAUAGCGCGUUUUACACAAUGGGAACGACCAACAGAAGCGGAUGCAACGACACAGGGUGAAAAUGUCGAGCAACGUAAUCUGGAUACCGCAGUCACUGAGUUUCAACGACGUUUCCACAUUAGUGCUGAUGACGAAGGCAGACAUAGAAGUUCAGUGAUAACUCAGGAUGGUGAGGUUCUACGCGAGGACGAUGAAGAUUCGGAAGCAAGAGAUUGUGAGGGUGGGGAUCAUAGGGGAGGGGGUAUUGGGGAUACUUCUUCAGAGUCCGGACGUUCUGUCGAUCAACGUGGCUACCUUAGUGAAUCUGAAGAACAGACUGAUGAUAAUGUUGACAGCCCAGCUGGCUCAAGGCGUUCGUCAGAACAAAUUGAAAGUCCCAAACCUGUUCUGCCUAUAUCUACUGAUGAGGGAUUACCUCCUGGUUGGGGUAUGCAAAUAGCACCUAAUGGCAGAGUAUUUUUUAUCGAUCACAAUGAAAGGGCGACAACCUGGGUAGAUCCUCGAACAGGAAGACCAAGUUCUAUACCUAAUCCUAUUGCAUCGUCAACUAUGUCAAGAAGCGAUUUAGAUCAGUUAGGACCGCUUCCGGAAGGAUGGGAGGAAAGAGUACACACCGACGGACGUAUCUUUUUCAUUGAUCAUAACACAAGAACAACACAAUGGGAAGAUCCGCGUCUGUCUAAUCCUCAAAUUGCCGGCCCGGCUGUACCAUAUUCCAGGGAUUACAAGCGUAAAUAUGAAUACUUGAAGUCACAACUGAGAAAGCCUAAUAACGUUCCUAAUAAAUUCGAAAUUAAAGUCGGACGGAAUAAUAUCUUGGAAGAUUCAUACCGUAUUAUAAGUUCUGUCAACAGAGUUGAAAUUCUAAAGACGAAGCUGUGGGUAGAAUUUGAGGGUGAGGUAGGUUUAGAUUACGGUGGCCUUGCAAGAGAGUGGUUCUUCUUAUUGUCGAAGGAAAUGUUUAAUCCAUAUUAUGGACUUUUUGAGUAUUCUGCAACAGACAAUUAUACUCUACAAAUCAAUCCUUGCUCUGGUGUAUGUAAUGAAGAACAUUUGAACUACUUUAAAUUCAUAGGACGUAUAGCAGGUAUGGCUGUUUACCAUGGAAAGCUUUUAGAUGCUUUCUUUAUCCGACCGUUUUACAAAAUGAUGUUAGGUAAAGCAAUUGAUUUGAAAGACAUGGAGAGCGUUGAUUCUGAAUACUACAACUCUCUUUUAUGGAUUAAAGAGAACGAUCCCAGUGAAUUAGAACUCACUUUUUGUCUUGACGAAGAAAACUUCGGCCACACUUCCCAAAGAGAGUUAAAGCCAGAUGGCGCUAAUAUUCCUUUGACGGAUGAAAAUAAGGACGAAUAUAUAAGUUUAGUUAUACAGUGGCGGUUUGUAUCACGUGUGCAGGAACAAAUGAAUGCCUUUUUGGAAGGAUUCAAUGCUCUUAUACCACCGACAUUGGUGAAAAUAUUUGACGAACACGAGUUGGAGUUGUUAAUGUGUGGUAUACAGCAUAUUGACGUAAAAGACUGGAAGCAAAAUACUUUAUACAAAGGGGACUAUCACGCAAACCAUCUUGUUGUACAAUGGUUCUGGAGAGUUGUCUUGUCAUUUAGUAAUGAAAUGCGUUCUAGAUUAUUGCAGUUUGUGACUGGUACAUCACGUGUUCCAAUGAACGGAUUUAAAGAACUUUAUGGUAGCAAUGGACCACAAUUGUUCACAAUUGAAAAGUGGGGUACACCGGAGAAUUAUCCAAGAGCUCAUACUUGUUUUAAUCGUAUUGACCUUCCUCCAUAUACAAGUUAUCAACAACUCAGGGAUAAGCUAGUUAAAGCAAUUGAAGGUUCUCAAGGUUUCGCUGGAGUCGACUAGCACGAAAUACCUUUAUUCAUGAUGAUAUCUGUAAUAUAAUGUAUAUACUAUAUAUACAUACUUAUAGGUACACACAGAAAAGUACACUGUCUUAAAAUGAUUAUCUAUUUAACAAUUUCCUGCACUUUAAUGAUUUAGUUGUCUCUUAAUUACAAGCAACAACAUUGAGACAAUUUGAGAAAAAGAUAUGUUUAAAAGUUGGUAUUAUUGCUUAGCUUUCUCGAAUAACUAACAAAUCUUUCAGCAUGUUACCGUUUUGGAAAUAUAUAUUGUAUUCAGUGACAAAUAUUUGAAUAAUCUGAAGUAAAAUCUAUAAUCAGAUAUUAACCAAACACUUUUAAAGAUUUGCCAUAUUUUUACAACCACACUUUCGGCUUUUUGGGAGAAGUAAUUUGUCUGGUAUAACAAGGGAAUAAUACUUUAUAAUAUUAAGAUGUAAAUAAUUUGUAUUAUGAUAUUGAUUUAUUAAACAAUUGUUCCCAUUUGUUAAUAUAUAUAUAUAUAAAUAUAUAUAUAUAUAUAUAAAUAUAUAUAUAUAUAUAUAUACACACAUAUAUAUAUAUAUAUAUAUAUAUAUAUAUAUAUAUAUAUAUAUACACAUAUAUAUACAUAUACUAUAGAAUAUAAAAAUAUGAUAUAUAAAUCGUUGAAUUACCUGUGUAUGAUACUAAUGUUUCAAAAUUAUGUAAUCAUAAAAACAAAAAACAAAAAAUUCAGUAUAGCUUUAUCGAACUUACAUAUAUCGAGGAUAUUGUUUACAAUUUAGAAUAUUUUUUACUAUUUCUUUGUGGUAUUCCAAAUUCUCUCUCACUCUACUUCUCUCUAUGUUAGCUUUAACAGCAUAUAAAUUUUUAACCACUCUUUUUCACUGUUUAAUACUUAUGCAAAGUUGUUUAUGCCUUUUGUUAAAGCAAUCUACACACAUAAAGGUAAAACACUUGCCAUAUACAUCUAUUUUACACACAUACUUAUAUAAACCGACUUAUCUUCAUUUAUGUUGUUCCUUUUAUAAUUUUUUUAUGAUUACUGAGUGAUAGAAAAUGACAUCGAAUAGAAAUUGUAUUAUUCGAGAAUGUACAUGCCUAUGAUGUACAGAAGAAUAAAACAAUUGUUUAUUGAUUAUGUUAUUAGAAGAAAAGGCAAGAGAAGAUAGAACCCAAAGUUAGUAAAUCUGUUUUUAUUUUAUAUUAAGCAAUCUAUAUUUCAAUUUUGUGUUAAGUAAUAUAAGUUAGAGAAUAAAUCAUUCUAAAAAAAAUAAAAAAAAAAGAAUUCAUACUUUAUCAUAUUAAUAUAUAAAAUAAACCAGGCAAGAUUUUAAGGACUAGUAAAUUUAUUUGUAGGGAUAAACGAAAUAUUGACCAACUAACAACUCGAAUUAACAGUUACAGCUUAUAUCAUUUGUCAUAUUCUCUCCUUGCUUGUUCUUCUAAUUUAAUAAUAGUUUAAAAAGUCCAAUGAGCUCAGGUAGUCCAUUGUAUACAGUAUAUUAAAUGAAAGAAAAGAUUGAUUAAAAUCAAUUAAAAUUAUUUCCCUGAGAAUAUAAUCUCUUUUGUAUAUUCUGUCGAUACUUUAAUAUAACAUCCAAUAGUCUCGAAAAUAAUACAGAAAAUAACAAGUAAUACAUUGCUCCUUGUUUAUAAUUGAAGAUGACAAAACCGAUGUCAGAUACGAAUGUCUAUCUUAUAUUGUAACAUAUAUUCGCAAAAUUAACAUGCAUUCUAAAUGCAAACGGCGUUGAUAUAACAUUCCAUCCUAUUUGUACAGCUUAUUUUAUUGUAAACAAAUACGUCCCGUUAGAUAAUAAAUAAUAUUGUCAUGGCAGAAA
Odontomachus brunneus is the source of this 5799-nucleotide messenger RNA. RefSeq names its product E3 ubiquitin-protein ligase Nedd-4 (gene Nedd4). The transcript is spliced from 15 exons. NCBI's taxonomy places the organism in Eukaryota, Metazoa, Arthropoda, Insecta, Hymenoptera, Formicidae. Gene Ontology annotation, biological process: ubiquitin-dependent protein catabolic process; regulation of dendrite morphogenesis. The coding region runs from base 1287 to 3974 and encodes 895 amino acids. Gene Ontology annotation, molecular function: protein binding; sodium channel inhibitor activity; ubiquitin protein ligase activity. The record is from RefSeq and is a predicted model, not a curated record.